Messenger RNA from Sciurus carolinensis (gray squirrel), 4167 nucleotides. RefSeq names its product zinc finger protein 317 (gene Znf317). The record is from RefSeq and is a predicted model, not a curated record. Bases 388 to 2184 code for a protein of 598 amino acids. Gene Ontology annotation, biological process: regulation of DNA-templated transcription. Lineage: Eukaryota; Metazoa; Chordata; Mammalia; Rodentia; Sciuridae. The transcript has 8 exons.
AUUACUCUCGAGAGGCGUUUACAGUAAGACACAUGGGCAAAGGAGAGGUCUACGGCUUCUCCCUUCCAUCUGUUGGGGGUUCUCGGCUUCCCCGCAGCAUAUGGGGCCUGUCGUAUGAAUUUCUUAUCCUUCGGCGGCAGCUUCCGAGACGUCUGCUCCCUCGGUUGUACCCCAGCCCUAUGCCUGUGCUGUACAUCCAGCCCCAGGCUUCCUGCUGUGUCUCUCUUCAGGACUACCGGCUUUUGAUGACUCUCAUUCAGCACACUGGUGAGCUGUGAAAGUAGUACAGUCAUUAAGAUGCCAGCUUGCAGAGUGCCGUGAAGUCGGGAGAAAGCGUCCUGCUUCCCCAGUGCCCCGCUAUCUAGGAAGCUGACCUGUCCACACAGGAUGGCAGCUCUUGGUUUGUCUUCCACAUUUGCUGUGUCCACCCAGGACCCUGCGUGUCUCCAAGAGUCAGAAUUUCCUCUUUCUUCAAAACACCGUUCUUGUCCCCAGAAUUUAGACCUGUUUGCUUGCCAUGGUUUGGAGCCUGAUACACCAAACAGUGUUUCUUCUCAGGAAUCCGUGACUUUCCAGGAUGUAGCUGUGGACUUUACUGAGAAGGAGUGGCCCCUGCUGGAUUCCUCUCAGAGAAAACUGUACAAGGAUGUGAUGCUGGAGAACUAUAGCAACCUCACUUCACUGGGGUAUCAGGUUGGCAAACCCAGCCUCAUCUCGCACUUGGAGCAAGAAGACGAGCUGAGGACAGAGGAGAGGGGCAUCCAGCAAGGCACCUGUCCAGAUUGGGACACUCCAUCUAAGACCAAGUGGUCAAUUCUCAUGGAAGAUAUUUUUGGGAAAGAAACAUCCAGUGGUGUGACAAUGGAAAGAGCUCACCUUGGGGAGAGAUCCACUGAAUAUGCCCACUUGUUUGAAGUCUUCAGCAUGGGUGCUCAUCUUACUCAGCAGAUGGGGAGGCACCCUGGCAAGAGGCCCUACCACCGCCACAGUUGCGGGGCAGCUUUCAAGAGCAGGAUGCCCCUCACCCAACAUGUGAGCGUGUAUGACGGGAGGAAGAUGCACGAGUGUCAGCAGUGCCAGAAGGCCUUCACCACGAGCGCCUCCCUCACCCGGCACCGGAGGAUACACACCGGGGAGAAGCCCUACGGCUGCAGCGACUGCGGGAAGGCCUUCAACGACCCUUCCGCCCUCAGGAGCCAUGCACGGACCCACCUCAAAGAGAAGCCCUUCGACUGUAGUCAGUGUGGGAACGCCUUCCGCACCCUCUCGGCCCUGAAGAUACACAUGAGGGUCCACACUGGCGAGAGACCCUACAAGUGUGACGAGUGUGGCAAGGCCUACGGCAGGAGCUGCCACCUCAUUGCACACAAGCGAACACACACUGGGGAGCGGCCCUAUGAGUGUCAGGACUGUGGGAAAGCCUUCCAGCACCCCUCACACCUGAAGGAACACGUCAGGAACCACACGGGGGAGAAACCCUAUGAGUGCACACAGUGCGGCAAAGCCUUCCGCUGGAAGUCUAACUUUAAUUUGCAUAAGAAGAACCACAUGGUGGAGAAAACCUAUGAAUGCAAAGAAUGUGGGAAAUCCUUUGGUGACCUCUUGUCACGGAGGAAACACAUGAGAAUCCACAUUGUGAAGAAGCCGGUGGAAUGUCGCCAGUGUGGGAAGGCCUUCCGAAACCAGUCCAUCCUGAAGACACACAUGAAUUCUCACACAGGAGAGAAGCCCUAUGGGUGCGAUCUCUGUGGGAAAGCCUUCAGCGCCAGCUCAAACCUCACCGCACACAGAAAGAUACACACCCAAGAGAGACGCUAUGAAUGCGCAGCCUGUGGGAAAGUCUUUGGGGAUUAUCUGUCACGGAGGAGACACAUGAGCAUCCAUCUGGUAAAGAAGCGUGUGGAGUGCCGGCAGUGUGGGAAGGCGUUCAGGAACCAGUCCACCCUGAAGACCCACAUGAGAAGUCACACGGGAGAGAAGCCCUAUGAGUGUGACCACUGUGGGAAGGCCUUCAGCAUAGGCUCCAACCUCAACGUGCACCGGAGGAUACACACCGGGGAGAAGCCCUACGAGUGCCUCGCCUGCGGGAAGGCCUUCAGCGACCACUCGUCCCUCCGGAGCCACGUGAAGACUCACCGGGGAGAGAAGCUCUUCCCGGCCUCAGUGUGGAAAAGGCUCCAGUGAGCACUCUUAGGGGACGGGAACACUCAGAUCAGAAAGCAGCCUUCGGAUGUGAGGGAGGCAGGAAUCUCAUAAGCUCCCUCCUUACAGAGCACAAGAGUUCACGGAAUGUAGGAGAAAUCCAGUAUGUGUGAAGCCUGUAGGAAGACAAGUUUCUUGUCGCUUUGGAGAUGGGUGAGAACACAUGUCACGGGGGAUGUAUCUGGUGUGGAAAAGCCUUCGGCUCCAUCUAGUUUUUAAACACUCAAGAACUUAGGGGAGGGGCCCUGCUCGGCAUUUACUGUCAAAAUAACUUCAGCAGGCUGGAUUGCAGCCUGUGUCGAGUGCUUGCCUAGCGUGCAUGAGGCCCUGGGAUCCAUCCCACAGAAACAAGCAGACAAAACGAUUUCAGCAACACUCUCUCAACUUUCUGGACACACUAGGGAGAAUUUUUGUCAGUGUAGUGAUGGGGGAAGUCUUUUUGUUCUUGUGCUCUAUUCCUCAUGAGAGAAAUCACACUGAAGAGAAAACCUGUGAAGUGAGGGUGAAUGUGUGAAGUCCAUGAAAGGGGUGAGCAAACUGACCAGCUGUUUUUGUGCAACUUUCAUAAGCUAAGAAUAGUUGUUUCAUUUUUAAGGAGGAUGAGUUUGUGCAGAGACUCUCUGUGGCCCUCAAAGCCUGAAGUACUUGCUAUUUACAGAAAAGCUUUGCUAAGCCUUGGUCCACAGCAGUGGUCCUUGACAGGGAGCAGUUUUGUUUCCCAGGGGACACUUGGCAGCAUCAGGAGACAUUUUUGGUUGUUACUGGGGCAGGAGCUACUGGCAUAUAGUGGGAAGACUUUAGGGAUGGUGCGCAGGAGUCCCCUGCCCCCACUUCAAAGAAUCGUGUGCCCCCCAGCGCCAGUAUUGCUGAGGUUGAGAAUCAUUGCACUUACUGCGAGCACUCAAAUUAACAGAUAUUUCUUUAAAAAAUUUUUAAAUUAACGUGGUUCUUGGAAGAAAUUUGUGAGAACUUAACAUUGCUGAUAGUCCCUGUGUAUAAAUGAUGUCAGUCCCCUCACUUGUGCGUAUGAGAAUUCUCACUGGGAGAGAAGCCUGAUGGUAUUGUCCAGUGAAUUCAGGAUUGCACUUACGGUCCCUCAUCUUGAAAACAGGCCCUAGCUCAUGAAUUUCUAAUUUUUAUUUUUAAGGUGAUGCUCCUUUAAUUACCCAUUAGGCCUCAUCACAAAAGGUUUGUAUAUAGUAUUUUUACUGUAUCUUCAUUCUUGCUAUGUCUAAUUUUCUUUUGGGUAAUUUACUUGACCAAUGGAAUCUUUAGAAUUGUGUUAUGUAGUAGAUAACGUGGGUAUUUUAUAGUACCCGUUACUGGUAUCUGAUUCCAAUGCAUUGUGAUCAAAGCAUGAAGUCUUUAUCACAUGGAUCCUUUGGUAUGUUUGUGGCCUGCUGUCCAGCCAAGAAUGGCAUAGACUUCUAGUUGCUUCCCCAGUAUCCACUUCCAUAUCAAAAGAAUCCAGAUCUCAGUUAGGGGUGCUAUUUUUAAAAAUCUCUCAAACAGAUUUUCCUGCAGUUGGUACUGUUCACAUCCCAUAACCCUGGCCAUUGACAAAUAAGCAGAGGCCACUGUGAAGGUUUCUGAGAAAAAGCUCUUGAAAAAUGGUCCUUCUUACUUAGAUUUUUUCCUCCACAUAUGGUUCCUUUCUCCCUACAUCUCACCUUGCAAGGAGAUCCAGCACCUAGUGUUGAAAGGUCUUGUGGCUAUGAGGACAAAAGCCAGUCUAAGGAGAACACUGCAGCAAAGUCACAGUGAGCAGGGCUUCCCUGUGGCCUUUUGAGUGUCUGUAUUAACCCUGGGUUUCCUGGGUUUGUUACUUCCAGACCUAUUUCAUGAGAAAAAAAUAAAACUGAUUACUGGUUUAUGGCACUGUGAAUAUUUCAUUAUUUUUCUGUUUGCUUUAUUUCUUGGUGGGAAGAGGGUUCCCAGCCCAGCUGGGUGCUCUCUGGGGCCCAU